Schistosoma rodhaini is the source of this 315-nucleotide messenger RNA. NCBI's taxonomy places the organism in Eukaryota, Metazoa, Platyhelminthes, Trematoda, Strigeidida, Schistosomatidae. The record is from the annotation of a GenBank genome assembly.
AUGAAUUACCAUAAGUACUUUGCUCCUCUGUGUUUUCGAAAUCCUGGUUUUAAAUCCAAAUCCUUAUUCGGAGGACGUUACCUCAUCAAAGAGGCUGUGACACGUUGGUAUAAUAGACCUCAUUUAUCCUUAUUAACAGGAAGAUUGAAUACUUCUGACUCCAAAAAAAGCGAAGGGAAUGUUUCAAACCCAGAUAUGUCCAAGAACCUUCCAGAUGAUGUAAAUCCUGAAAGCGGUGAGAGAGGAGGACCUUGUGGCCCAGAGCCAACGCGAUAUGGGGAUUGGGAACGUAAAGGACGUUGUAUCGACUUUUAA